Messenger RNA from Schistosoma mattheei, 1209 nucleotides. The record is from the annotation of a GenBank genome assembly. NCBI's taxonomy places the organism in Eukaryota, Metazoa, Platyhelminthes, Trematoda, Strigeidida, Schistosomatidae.
AUGGAAACUAUUAUCGCUCACGUUCGUGAAGGGAAUCUUCAUGAAGUAAAAUUAUGGUUAGAUGAUAUAGAAAACGAUGUAAAUCAGGGCGACGAACAUCGGUUCAGCCUGUUACAUUGGGCUGCACGUGAAGGACAAAGAAAUAUAGUUGAUUUAUUAGUUAUUCGUGGAGCUCGUAUUAACGCUACAAAUAUGGGUGAUGAUACAGCUUUACAUUUAGCCACAGCUCAUGGACAUUUUGAUGUUGUACACUAUUUGUUAAAUUCUCACCGACUAAAUGUGGAUGCUGCAAAUGAACAUGGUAAUACAGCUUUACACUACGCUUGUUUUUGGAACCAUUUAGAAAUUGCUGAAUAUUUGAUUAAAAAUGGAGCAUGUCUUAUGCAAGAAAAUAAAUAUGGUGAAACUCCAUUAGAGCUAAUUCGUCCACGUGCUGCGGCAUUAAUUGCUCCAUUAGCACAAGCUUUAGGACACGAUUUAUCUCAUCGUCGACCUUUUCGUGAUACAAGCUGGAUUGGUACAAAAACACGAGCACGAGAUGCUACUUUAUAUCGUCUUGAAGGUGAAUCAUGGGAUCCUCGAGAAGUUGAAUUAACAGGUGCCUUAGCUGAUGGUCAUGGUGCUGAGGUACUGAAAGGUUCAUUUAGACGGUGUCCUGUAGUUGUAAAAAUGUUAAAACUACGAAAUUGUUCAACAAGACAGGCACGUGAUUUCAAGGAUGAAUUCCCGAAACUUCGCAUCUUUAAUCAUCCCAAUAUACUGCCAGUAUUGGCUAUUUUUACUGCCACGCCACGUUUAUGCCUCGUCAGUGACUUUAUGCAAUAUGGAAGUCUUUUUGAUGUUUUACACCAACCAGCUGAAGCCAAUAUACACGGUACAACUGAGAUAAGUCAUCGACAAGCUUUACGAUUCGCUGUUGACAUAGCCAAAGGUAUGGAGUUUCUACAUUCACCAGAAUUAAAAGUUCCCAAUUUUCGUUUGAACUCCAAACAUGUAAUGGUAGACGAAGAUAUUGCUAAAAUUGGUGUUUGGGAUACAGUUGAUACUGUUGCACAUGGACAGAAUAUACAACAGUCAAUUAUACCUGAUGAAUCGUUAAUUGCUCGUUUAGAUAUGGCAGAUUACAAAUUUUCAUUUCAUGAAAAAGCUCGAGAAUACAAUCCGGCUUGGAUGUCACCUGAAUCUUUACAAAAAAAGCAAGCGAAAUAA